Messenger RNA from Zea mays, 2628 nucleotides. RefSeq lists its product as uncharacterized. The transcript is spliced from 5 exons. Bases 607 to 2172 code for a protein of 521 amino acids. Lineage: Eukaryota; Viridiplantae; Streptophyta; Magnoliopsida; Poales; Poaceae. The record is from RefSeq and is a predicted model, not a curated record.
GCAAAAAUUAUCAUUUUUUUAAUUGGUCGAUGACUGAACUCUAGUGGCUUUUCGGAACGCAGAUCAUCCGUACACGUGUUUUAAUACAAAAUACAAGUAACAACCAACAGCACCUACUUUCUCCUCCGGAACUGUGUGAUUAAAGUGGCAGAUUUGACGCAUCUCCGUCCCCAAGCCCACCUCGCUCCUUGCAUGCAUAUGCAGCAGCAGUCACAGGUAAGCAGAUCCCCUAGAGAAGAUUAGACUAACGAGAGGUAUCAAUCCCUAUCUCCAUCCCCAUCUCCCACUACCCAUGCGGCCAUGCAUCAGUAAAUCAAAAUCAUAGCAGGUGAAAAAAAAGAGAGCAUGUGAGCCGAGAGAGAAACAGGAAAGGAGCAGGAAAAAAAAAGAGAGAGAGAAGAAGCCGCAGGGGCUGGCCUGACGGUACGGACAGCCGCCUGCCUCCAGCAGUAUCCAGCCGCGAAAGAAUUGAGAAGAUCCAGACCGAGCUCGACGAGGGGAGGCGCGACAAAGAAGUAUCGCCGCCACGGAAAGCUAAAGGAGUGGUUGUUCUCCACGGGGACAACAGAAAAAUGAUAUGGAGAUUUGGUUGCUUGUCCAAUUAAGAUGGAGGAUCUGAAGAAGUUUUAUCCUUCUUUCUGGAAGCAAUCUAGCAGUUCACGAAGUAGCCUGCACUCGAUCCGUGAGCAUAAGCUGAUGGAUUUGGGUUCGAGGCGCAAUCAAACCCAAGAAGUUUCCACCAAUUUCAAUAAACGCAAACCGUUCUCCGAAUCUGUGGAACUGACUUCAGAUGUUAGGACUUCAGUUUGGAGAAAAUCCGAUGCUUAUCACGGAGUGAUUGACUUGGAGAAGCCAUCGAUUUCUGGUGAUGCGAUUGAAGCUAUUGGUUGUUCUGGCUUUGGCAACCCUGCCAACCAAAAUGGCAAGUCUCAGGAUGGUUCAUGCUGUAUUUCACCAGAGAACACCUCACUUGCAGAGUCGCUUCAGUCGUGUAGAGACUGGAACAUAUCGCGUGUAAGCGUUGGUUCAGUUGGAUCUAGUGACACUCCGGAUUGCCAGUCCCCUAUCAAAACAAGUAACAAUGAAGCAAGACAUUCACUGUUUGACCUGAAUGUUCCUCAAGAAGAAAGUCUUUUUAUGUCUUCUACUCUGGUUCCUUCUUCUUCAACGUAUUGUGGAAUUUUUUCAGACAACCGUAGAGAAACUUCUGAGAAAGAGCAUAUCGCUGGUAUCAGAUCAAUGAAAGGAUCUUCCAUCACUGUGGUCACCCCCAACUCAGUUGCAGACAGUUCAAGGGAUGUGGUAACUGAAUCGCCAGUUCAACCGAAGUUUCUUUUUGACCUUAAUGUGUCACUUGAAAACACCGACAUGCCAUCAGAAAUCUGUGAUUAUAGAGAUAAGGAUGUAAAUAAUGAUGUAAGUAAAGGAACAGCACCCCGUCGUUCUUUCUCCAAUAAAGAUAGUCUGCAUGCAGAAACUUCCACAAAACAUGCGGUUCUUGGACAUGAUCAUAUGUUGGCGCACGAGGAUGAUAGUAAGGUGCUUCUCACAUCCCCAACAGCUAAUGGUAUCAAUAAGGUUCAGUUGACACAGUCUGGAACCAUUAACAAGGAGUUUUUGAUCCCUGGAUCUCCUCUUGUUGAUACAAGUUUCCCUCCAAGACUUGAGAUAUCCGACAAUGGAGCAUCGAAUAUUCAAGAGUUAAGCAUGCUUCAAGACAAGGUCGAUGGUGAUGGCACAACAGCUGAUACUGCAGCUAGAACCCUUCUUUCCAUUUUCCAGCAUAGUUCUGAACGCAUUGCUCAUUGCUUUGGAAGCAGCAACCAGACAGCAGCUCAGAACGUGAACGAUGAGCCUCAGCCUUCAUUGGACUCGUUCGAGCAAACCGUGUUGAACUUAGAGGAGAUCCAAGAUGACGGUCAAUCGAUCAAUGUGGCACCACCCUAUAUCGAAGGACCAGCAUGUCGGAUCAAGCUAAAGAGAGGGAGGGGUAUGAGAAAUUUUCAGAGGGAGAUCAUUCCUGGCCUCCUUCUAGGGAGGCAAGAGAUAUGCGAGGACUUGGAAGUUAUAGGCUAUGCGCCAAAGAAAGCUCGGUCCAGGAAACCCCGCAAGGGUCCAGGCGCAUCCUCAGCUCAACCGAGGCCGUGCAAACGUGGAGCUGUCAAGCGCUGACCAGGAGCAUCUGCAUUCCGUGGCAGGGUGCCAUAAGGCAGGCGAUUCAGAACAGGAGAGUCCAUUCUAAACCAUGUGAAUAUUCGUGUGUAUCAAGCCUAGCUUCAAACUCUGGUUUGCUGGUGACCAUUUAGUUGGGGAUAUUCUUUCCUUUCCCCUCUUGUUAUAUCUUUCCUGGAGUGAUCAGGUUGUUAGAUUCAAGAUUUUUUUUUUUUGCCUUUAUAUUUGAAAGUCUAGCGGCGAAGACAGUCAUAGUGCCACAAUGAUCAGUCUCGAAAUUCCAGGCUUAGAUCAGAGUCGACGAAGAAGGCAAGAUGGUUGUUCCUGAUGAUAACCUAGCACUUUCUAUCUUGGGUUAUACCUUGGAUUAAUGCGAAAACAGUAUACUUGCUUAGAUUAAAUUUAUCUGGGCCUGUUGACUGCUGCAUCUCAACAACAAGCCCUCACUUCAAUCCA